This is a messenger RNA of Staurois parvus, 302 nucleotides long. NCBI's taxonomy places the organism in Eukaryota, Metazoa, Chordata, Amphibia, Anura, Ranidae. The record is from the annotation of a GenBank genome assembly.
GGGUCCUGGCCGGCAAUUCCUGGCGAUCAUCAGGUAAAGUUGACAGGGGAGAGACCUACAAGCUGUCUUGUAUCUCUCUGCACAGCAAACAGACACAAAGCAGCAUGUCUCCCUAGUAAAACACAGCUCACAGUAAAACACACACAGCACACAGUUAACCCUUUGAUCACCCCAGAUGUUAACCUCUUCCUGCCCAGUGUCAUUAGUACAGUGUCAGUGCUUUUUAUUAGCACUGAUCACUGAAUUAGUGUAAUUGAGAUGACAGUGGCAGUUAGUCAGUUCCCCCCAGUGUCAGAAUGUCC